Micropterus dolomieu (smallmouth bass) is the source of this 3391-nucleotide messenger RNA. RefSeq names its product mediator complex subunit 12 (gene med12). The transcript has 22 exons. The annotation marks the transcript as partial. Gene Ontology annotation, cellular component: mediator complex. Gene Ontology annotation, molecular function: transcription coactivator activity. Gene Ontology annotation, biological process: regulation of transcription by RNA polymerase II. The record is from RefSeq and is a predicted model, not a curated record. Lineage: Eukaryota; Metazoa; Chordata; Actinopteri; Centrarchiformes; Centrarchidae.
UUGAGGCUGCUGGGGAGGAAAGGAAAGCCCUGGCUGUGAUGCCGCUGGAUGAUGGCUGCUUUCGGGAUCCUAAGUUACGAACACCGGCCAUUAAAGCGGCCCAGGCUCGGCCCUCCAGACGUUUAUCCUCAAGAUCCGAAGCAGAAAGAGGAUGAGCUAACUGCACUAAAUGUGAAGCAAGGAUUCAAUAACCAACCAGCUGUAUCUGGUGAUGAACACGGCAGUGCUAAAAAUGUCAACUUCAACCCAUCGAAGAUCAGUUCAAACUUCAGCAGCAUCAUUGCAGAGAAGCUGCGUUACAACACGUUUCUAGACACAGGGAAGCGUAAGCCACAGGUCAACCAGAAGGAUAAUUUCUGGCUUGUCACAGCAAGGUCACAGAGCUCCAUCAAUAACUGGUUCACGGAUUUAGCUGGAACUAAACCUCUAACACAGCUGGCUAAAAAGGUUCCCAUCUUUAGCAAAAAGGAGGAGGUUUUUGGAUACUUGGCCAAGUACUUAGUCCCUGUCAUGCGUUCAGCAUGGAUGAUUAAGAUGACUUGUGCUUACCACGCAGCCAUCACAGAAACUAAAGUCAAGAAGAGGCAUGUGAUUGAUCCUUGUAUAGAAUGGACUCAAAUUAUUACUAAGUACCUAUGGGAGCAGCUUCAGAAGGUGGCCGAAUUUUACAGACAGUUUCCAGGUCAAGGCUGUAGCUCGCCCCUACCAGCCACUCCUGCUGAUGUGGAGAUCGCCAUGAAGCAGUGGGAAUACAAUGAGAAACUAGCCAUGUUCAUGUUUCAGGAUGGUAUGCUGGACAGACAUGAGUUCCUGACAUGGGUGCUGGAAUGUUUUGAGAAGGUGCGACCCGGUGAAGACGAGCUUCUCAGACUUCUCCUGCCCCUUUUACUACAGUACUCGGGGGAAUUUGUACAGUCAGCUUACUUGUCACGGAGGCUGGCUUACUUCUGCACACGCCGCCUCAAUCUGUUGCUAAGCGACGGGAGCCUGGGCCCCGGCACAGGAGGGCAUCCAGCCCAUGGCAUCUUGGCACAGCAAGGUAAUGCCCUGCCCCCAACCCCAACCUCGCAGCCGGCAGGAGGGAACCAGCCCCAGACACCAUUCACAGACUUCUACAUCUGCCCUCAGCACAGGCCUCUGGUGUUCGGGCUCAGCUGCAUGUUACAGAGCAUAGCGUUGUGUUGUCCUAGUGCUCUGGUGUGGCAUUACUCCCUAACAGACAGCAGAAACAAAACUGGUUCACCUCUGGACCUCCUGCCCAUCGCCCCAUCCAGCUUACCAAUGCCAGGGGGCAAUACUGCCUUUACACAACAGGUCCGUACAAAGUUGAGAGAGAUUGAAGAACAAGUUAAGGAGCGAGGCCAGGCAGUGGAGUUCAGGUGGUCGUUUGACAAGUGUCAGGAAACCACAGCAGGGUUCACUAUUGGGAGGGUUCUCCACACCCUGGAGGUUUUAGACAACCACAGCUUUGAGAAGUCUGACUUCAACAACUCACUGGAUUCGCUGUACAACCGAAUAUUUGGGUCAGGCCAGAGUAAAGAUGGCCAUGAGAUGUCCCCAGACGAUGAUGCGGUGGUGACCUUGCUUUGCGAAUGGGCAGUGUGCUGUAAGCGUUCUGGCAGACACAGGGCCAUGGUUGUAGCCAAGCUGCUAGAAAAGAGACAGGCCGAAAUAGAAGCAGAGAGGUGUGGUGAAUCGGAGGUGGUGGAUGAGAAGGGCUCUGUGUCGUCCGGCUCCCUCUCAGCUGCCACACUACCAAUCUUUCAGGAUGUGCUGCUACAGUUCCUCGACACUCAGGCCCCCACGCUGACGGAGCCUGGGAAUGAAAACGAACGAGUGGAGUUCUCCAAUCUGGUCCUGCUCUUCUGCGAGCUCAUCCGUCACGACGUCUUUUCCCACAACAUCUACAUGUGCACACUCAUUUCCCGUGGUGACCUGGCUUCUGACUCCCACCUGCCGCGCCCGCGCUCCCCCAGCGAUGAGCCCUCUGAUGAGUCGGAGCGCAAGGAGCAGGAGGCAGGCGGCAGUGGCAAGAACGAGGAUACCGGCCUGUCAGAGUCGAUGGAAAUCGAUCACAACUCCAGUGCAAAUUUUGACGAGAUGUUUUCUCCUCCGAUGCACUGUGAGACUAAGGGGAGCCCCUCUCCUGAGAAGCCAGCUCCAGAGCAGGACAGCAAGACCAGCUGUAAGGACAAGGGAAUGGACCCUGCCUUCCCACAACUGUAUGAGCAACCUCGCCACAUUCAGUAUGCCACUCACUUCCCUAUUCCUCAGGAGGAGAGCGCCAGCCAUGAGUGCAACCAGCGAUUAGUGGUCCUCUAUGGUGUGGGCAAACUGAGAGAUGAGGCUCGACACACCAUCAAGAAAAUUACCAAAGACAUCUUGAAGGUGCUCAACCGCAAAAGCACAGCAGAGACAGGAGGGGAGGAAGGACAAAAGAGGAAAAGGAGUAAGCCUGAGGCCUUUCCCACUGCAGAAGAUAUCUUCUCUAAAUUCCAGCACCUCUCCCACUUUGACCAGCACCAAGUCACCUCCCAGGUGUCCCGAAAUGUGCUGGAACAGAUCACCAGCUUUGCCUUAGGGAGGUCUUAUCACCUGCCUCUCGUCCAGCACAUUCAGUUCAUCUUUGACCUCAUGGAGUACUCCCUCAACAUUAGUGGCCUCAUAGACUUUGCUAUUCAGCUUCUGAAUGAGUUGAGUCUGGUGGAAGCCGAGCUGCUGCUGAAGUCGUCCAGCCUGGUGGGCAGCUACACCACUAGCCUGUGUCUGUGUAUUGUAGCUGUGCUGAGGAGGUACCACUCCUGCCUCAUUCUCAAUCCUGAUCAGACAGCGCAAGUUUUUGAUGGGUUGCGCGUCGUGGUGAAACCAGGUGUGAACCCUGCAGACUGUUCCUCUGCUGAACGCUGUAUCUUGGCCUACCUGUAUGACCUCUAUACUUCCUGCAGUCACCUCAAGAACAAGUUUGGCGAGAUCUUCAGUGAGUUCUGCUCUAAAGUGAAAAACUUCAUCUACUGCAACAUCGACCCAUCAGACUCCAACAUGCUUUGGGAUCCUGUGUUCAUGAUGGAGGCCAUUGCCAACCCCUCGGCCCACAACUUCAAUCACUCCAUGGUGGGCAAGAUUCUCAACGACAGCCCAGCCAACCGCUACAGCUUCGUCUGUAAUGUGCUCAUGGAUGUGUGUGUGGACCACAGAGACCCUGAGAGGGUGAACGAUAUUGGGAUCCUGUGUGCCGAGCUGACUGCGUACUGUCGCUCCCUGAGCGCUGAGUGGCUCGGCAUCCUCAAGGCUCUCUGCUGCUCCUCUAACAAUGGCAACUGUGGCUUCAAUGAUUUGCUGUGUAACGUAGAUGUAAGUUGUAGUUUCUUACACCAGUACGCGCAUGCCCAGU